AUGCUGAAUGGAACAUUCUUCCGGUCGCCACCAACUGAAACCAAACAAGUAGUUGAACGCCUAAAUAAUGCUGGGAAGGCGGAUAAAGAGACAGAAGCAUUGAGAGCUUUGGUGAAGAGAAUGGUCGAGCUCUUCAGAGAUGAACAGCGACCGUCGUAUUUCGGAGAGGCGGCAAUGCUCGCAAAGGUUGCCAGCGGGAAUGAGUAUCAAACUCUGAUCUUUGCUUUCUCCCGAGCAAUUACCGCGGGUACGGCGGAUGGGAGUCCCGUCGACCUGGAUUUGCUGAAAUUCUUCGCCUGUUCCCUCCGUCAAAGCAAAGACCGGAUUCCUCGGGAAACGGCUACUCGACUUGGUGCCGUGCUCGGAGGCCUUAGCAAACAUAUGAGCAAUGCACAGAACUUUGCUGACUUGGAAACACAGUACUUCCUUCUAUGCACAAUCAAUGUUGUUUUGGAUGCUAUGGUUGACAUCAAUUUUUCCGGCAUUGAUCGGGAGACGCUCUAUACCCCCCUCACUGAAAAGCUCCGUGACUUGAGCAAUGACUCUGAGCCACGCAUGGCUCAAGCCGCUAGAUAUGCAUUUCAAGCUCUGAGCCGCAUACCGGAUAAUGAAGGGCCAUGGCAGGCAUUUUUUCGCACCAGCGGGACGGCUAUCAAUGCCAUUACGAAGAUCUCAAGUGGUGUCGCAACUAUGGACCCAAAGAAGUUCGUAGACGCAGCUCCUGACAUAAUCGAGCUAUGCAGGUUCUUUAAGAAAGUUGUAGAGAUGAGCAGGGACGCCUUGAGCGCGAGUGAUGACAUCCGAAGCCUUAUAACGGGGAUGCAGGACGCAGCAGCACAACAUGGGUGGUACGAUGCGCUUCGACAGACUGAUGUCCUCAUUGAGUCAGGGGCAUAUGAUAUUCUCAAGAGAUUAAUACCGGGAUUGCCAUGCCUGCAGGAAAAAUUGUUCUGGUGUGGUUUGUACGCCCAGCUUGAGCAAUGCUGGGUAGAUGAUAAACCCUCCAAGCAUGGUGCGGUAGACUUCAUUGAGUGGACUUUCGGCCAGCCAUCCCUUAUGAAACUUUCUUCGAAACAUCGGUCUGUACAAGACUGGAUCCGGUUCCUUGCCUAUACCUUUCAUCAGCCCAGUUGGGGAAAGCAGCUGUCCAAGCCAAAGCGCAAGCUUCCCUUCCGUCUCUUACCAGACAAGGAACAGGUACCUACUCUGAAGAGUUGUUUUCAAUAUCGACAGCCCCAUUAUGAUCAAUACUUUCCUCUUCUACAAGUAGCAAUGAGGGGCUGUAAGGAAGCCCAGCUAUUCUAUGCAGAUGCCACACUUUCUCAGCAUUACACCAGGGAGGGUCGUCUCGACAUUGAGCGGCUCUCCGGGGAAAGGGCGCCCAUCGAUACAUGUUACAUUAACCUUGCUCUGAUUGAAAAUACAGUGGAGGAGAAAAGGAGCAGCGAGGUCUCCGAGUUCUCUCUCUUUGAACGAUUAAAAAUUGAAAAUAAGGUAGAAACGGACGUGCCGUUGGCGGAUCUAUUCAAGCCAAGAAAACUAGGUGAUGGCACUACGAGAAGACCAAGCCGUAUCUUAAUUCGCGGGCGUGCAGGGGUUGGAAAGACAACGCUGUGCAAAAAGAUUAUCCAUGACUUUCUCUACCACCGGCUCUGGAAAACCUAUUUUGACCGAGUAUUCUGGAUACCAUUACGAAAACUGAAAGAUCAAGACUCCUUGGAGCGAUUCCUUAAAGAGAAUUAUUUCGAAAACACAUUAGAAAAAACUGCCCUUUUCCCAACGCUGUGGGACACUGUAUGCGACGAAAACCGGAACCGAACCCUCUUCAUUCUAGAUGGCCUUGAUGAGAUUAUUGGAUAUCAGAGACCUGAGGGCAGUCUCAUUGAGUCAUUUGAACGAGUCCUAAACCGAAACAAUGUCGUCAUCACCUCUAGGCCUUACGCUGUAUAUCCCUCACAGCUUAAGAGAUAUGAUCUUGAAGUUGAGACAACCGGGUUCAGAGACCAUCAAAUCGAAUCCUAUCUGAACCAAGUGGUUAAGGACCAUCUUAAGAUAAGCCAGAUCAGGCAAUUUAUCGCACAACAUUGGCUCAUCCAGGGAUUGAUUCGAAUCCCUAUUCAACUGGAUGCUCUUUGCUUUACCUGGGAUGAGGAACUGUCUUCCGAGAAAACCCUCAGCACGAUGACUGACCUCUAUGGCGCUAUUGAGAAAAAGCUAUGGCACAAGGACAUGGUUAGCUUAGAGAAGAAUGCUUCGGGCCGACUACUGACAGGACAUACCGCUCAAAAAUAUAAAACCCGCCGGCAAAUUAAAUGUAUAUUAUCCAGCGAGAUGGAACUGCUAGAAUUGAUGGCAUUUUUGGGUAUAUACCACAAUAUCACGGAAUUCAAAUGGGGCAUUCGAAGCAAAGUCUACGACCAAGUCGAGGGAGCAACAGAUGAUUGUCUGGAUAGAAUUUCUUUCCUUCGCAGCUCUGACUCCUCUCUCAGCUCUGCAGACCGAAAUUACUACUUCAUUCACUUAACUUUCCAAGAGUAUUUUGCUGCGCAGUAUUUUGUUAAACGUUGGAAAUUGGGCCUGCCUUUACAAUGUCUUCAACUUAAGCAUGGCGGAAGCGCAGUCCUCCAGCCAGAAAAGCUCAUAGAUCAAGAGAAAUACAACGGGCGCUAUGACAUUAUGUGGCGAUUUGUAUCGGGACUUCUUGAAACUGAAGGAGAGGAACAUCUCGUUAGAUUUAUAGAACGUGUUGAAAGCGAACCACGCGAUUUACUUGGACCUGUCCAUUCCCGGCUGCUUAUGCGUUGCUUCAGCGAAUUGACUCUGUUGGACAACAAUUCCACAAUACAACAUGUGCACGCAACGAUGAAGAGGCAGCUGCCACGGCUCCUGCUGUUCGAAGGUAAGAUGGGCCGAAGACUAUCUGGAUUAACGCUUGAUCCUCCUUGGGGUAGCCUGUAUAGUACGGCAUUGCUGGGUACUGAAAUGGAGUUUCCAGAGCAGAUUUUGGAAGAUAUCCUGGACAAAGGAUGCAUUACACAUCAACAGAUAGUCUUGGAGGCACUCACCAAGCGUCCCCAAGUGUCUCCGAGAGUCCUAGGCCGAGUGAUCACCUUCCUAGAGCCUAGCCAUACUGUUGGGAUGAGGAAAACAGCCGCUAGAGUUAUAGGCAAUAACCCAGAGUUCUCAAUUGAGACCACCAAAAAGUUGAUAGAAGACAAUUCGGGCUGGAGGGUUCCCCGCGAAUUAUUGAUUGGCCUAUGCAGACACCCAAAGUUGCCCGAGGAUAUGAUUCAAAUGAUUAUAACCCGAUUAAGUAACAGAGAGGCCGACACCGAACUAAUUGUCAUGAAAAAUCAAUUGUCUCUCGCUGAAAGCAUUGUUCAACGCUUGGCCCACGUCCUACAGAAUGGAAAUCCCCUCGCCAAAGCGAGAGCAGUUGUGGUCUUAGUAGCGCACUCGCUGCUGGAGAAGAGCAUGUUGGAGGAUGUGGCUACGCUUCUUUGUGACCCCGAUGAGAAAGUGAGGAGGAUUAUUUUCUCCGCAUUCAAAGAACAACUUCCUCCACCCAAGCUGAUUCUCGAAGCGGCCGUUGCGAAUAUGAACGAGACUAAAUACCUUGAUAGUAUGUUUAUCUCAAACAAAAUACUGCAAGAACAAGAUACCUGGCCCAUGGACGUGGUGGAAGGCAUGUGGCGCAAAAUUGAGCGCGGGUGCAAUCGGGUUCGGGACCUAGCAUUUGAAAUCUUACAGAAGGAGACAGCACCAUCGCCAGACGCCUGGAUCGAGCUGUACAACACAUCAACGUUCAAGGAUGCUGUCUCCAUUGCUGUAACGAAAGGGCAUUUUCGAUUCAAAUUAGAUCCACCAGAGGUUAUUCUCGAGCAUUGUGUCUCAGUAUUACGGACUAAAGGACCCGAUCUAAAGGAAUAUGCUGCCUCAGCCCUAGCAGAAAGCCAGUGUUUGCCGGUAAAAAUUCUUGAUACGUUGGCUCAACAUCUAAGGGACCGAGUCCAGAGUGUACGACGCUAUAGUGUGAUAGCUUUUGGUCACCAGUCAAACCUGAGUCAUGAAUAUGUGAAGGCCUUAGCAUCUCUGCUUCAAGAAGAGGGACAGUACAUGCAGGAGAUUAUUCUCAGGGCUUUGGGUUCGCGGUCUACAUUACCUCCCGAGAUCCUGAGAAAAGUGAUUCCUUUCCUCACAGGGCACACUCAUAUUACCGGAAAACAGGCAGUUUCAAUUUUGUGUAAGCGGGAAAUAUUAUCGCAAAAAAGCCUGCAGUCAGUGGCAUCGCUCCUGCGUUCUCGAAAGAGGAAUACAAGAAUUAACGCCGAAAGAGUGCUGAGGAAGUGCGCAGAUCUUGGGGAUCUACUUUACAGUUCAGACGUGGAAACUUGGGUGGCCCUGUUCAAAUGCCUCUUGGAAAGGAGUUUCAAUGAGUGCAUUCUAUGUUCUGUUCAGGGUAACUAUCUUUGUAUUGACACACCAGAAGGUUUCUGGAAGGUUAGUAUUGAACAUCCUGAGCAGUGGCAGAAACUGGACGCAGCAAUCAAAGCAGCGCAUGAUGAGCUUGAUUAUGCUCUGGAUGGAUCCGGGAAUUCUCAUUCUACUCCGCUCGUUAAACCAAACAAUAUCCUUGAAAGUAUAGCUGUGCUGUUUGGAGGGGUUUGCGACUAA
Molecule: messenger RNA, 4674 nt
Organism: Aspergillus alliaceus
Lineage: Eukaryota; Fungi; Ascomycota; Eurotiomycetes; Eurotiales; Aspergillaceae
Product: NACHT domain-containing protein
Exons: 1
Coding region: 1-4674 (1557 amino acids)
Source: RefSeq, a predicted model, not a curated record